This is a messenger RNA of Eutrema salsugineum, 714 nucleotides long. Its product is annotated as probable calcium-binding protein CML40. NCBI's taxonomy places the organism in Eukaryota, Viridiplantae, Streptophyta, Magnoliopsida, Brassicales, Brassicaceae. The transcript has a single exon. The record is from RefSeq and is a predicted model, not a curated record. Bases 168 to 590 code for a protein of 140 amino acids. Gene Ontology annotation, molecular function: calcium ion binding; enzyme regulator activity.
UUAUAUGAUUUUUAUAAUUUUCAACGUUUAUCAACAAACGUCUCUGGUCCAUCUUCUAUAUAUAUAAGUAUUCCACAUUUCUAUUGCCAAAAGUUCCAAGGACAAAAACGAUAAAGUUAUAUUCGUAUCGUUUAUUUGCUUCUCUGAUCAAGUCUUUUUUAUCUUCCAUGAAGAACAACAACGUUAACAAACGUGAAGAGUAUCAAAGGGUGUUUAGUUGCUUUGACAAGAGCCAAGAUGGGAAGGUUUCGUUUUCCACCAUCGAAAGAUGCGUGGAUGCUAUUAAGUACGGGAAAAAGGCAGCACCAGAAGAGACGGCUACGGAACCACAGACUCAUAAAUCGUUGGAACUCGAGGAAUUCGUUAAGCUUGUGGAACAAGGACCAGAGGAAGACAAGGAGAAGGACUUGAUGCAAGCUUUCAACUUGUAUCAAGAGAGUCAAGGCAUCACUCCUAAAAGUUUGAAAAGGAUGCUAAGUUUGUUGGGCGAGUCCAAAAGCCUUCAAGAUUGCGAGGUCAUGAUUUCCCAUUUUGAUACUAAUAGGGAUGGAAUUAUUAACUUCGAUGAGUUUAGGGUCAUGAUGCGAUAAUAUAUAUAUAUAUAUAUAUAUAUAUUUCUGUAGUUACAAAUGUAUCAUUCAUCUAUACUACUAUUCUUCUUUACCAAAGGCUUGUAAGAACUCUCUGAAAUUAAGGUAUUCCCUCUCUCUAUUA